This is a messenger RNA of Sebastes umbrosus (honeycomb rockfish), 1924 nucleotides long. It is a transcript of the gene slc37a4a, whose product is annotated as solute carrier family 37 member 4a. The record is from RefSeq and is a predicted model, not a curated record. Gene Ontology annotation, cellular component: endoplasmic reticulum membrane. Gene Ontology annotation, biological process: phosphate ion transmembrane transport; glucose-6-phosphate transport. Lineage: Eukaryota; Metazoa; Chordata; Actinopteri; Perciformes; Sebastidae. Bases 635 to 1924 code for a protein of 429 amino acids. Gene Ontology annotation, molecular function: glucose 6-phosphate:phosphate antiporter activity. The transcript has 9 exons.
AGAAAAAGGAAGAAAAACAAAUUUACAAACAAGCUUGAACUCCUUCUGGCAGAUUUGACAUGUUGUUGUACAACAGAAAGAGCGACACACAAACAGCUGUGAGGAGGAAACUACACAGGAAAGAGGAGGUGGAUGAAUAAUAAAGAGGUUUCACACACCUCACUGUGACAGGAGCCUCCCUCCUGGUCUGCUGUGACUAUUGGACUCCACAGUGAAUCAUUAACCACAUUGAUGUGAGGACUCCUUCCAUGACAUCCUCACAUGGACAAACAGCAACAGAUGAAGAGAACACCUAGGUCAUUGAUCAAGUAGUUUUUUAUAAAUAGUUGCGUAAAGAAAACAACAUUGAUGUCAUAAACUGAUUGAUUUUUGUUUCCAACCCCACUUGGCAGACCUGCAGCACGUGGUGACAACUCAGUUUAAAUCAGCUCCCGGUCACAAAAGUUGACCAUUAACCUCUCCUGCUGAUUGCGAGCACAUCUCCUCUUGUAAGCAGCUGAUUCUUUACAGAGGAUCCUGUAGCAAAGGUCAUUGUCACAGACAGAACAAGUCUGUCAAACAGUAGGAGCUUGCUCCUUGUUCUCUGGAUUUGUCCUCUAUUCUUUGCCAUUUUUACAGGACUGAAUCUGCAGCCAUGGCUACAGCAAGUUAUGGAUACUACCGAGCCACUAUAUUUCUGGCCAUGUUUGUAGGCUACACGCUGUACUACUUUAACAGAAAGACUUUCUCCUUUGUGAUGCCUUCGCUCAUGCAAGAAAUUAAGAUGGAUAAGGAUGACCUGGGCAUGAUCACCAGUAUGCAGUCUUUGGCCUACGCUAUCAGUAAGUUCAUCAGCGGCGUGCUUUCGGACCAGAUCAGCGCCCGCUGGCUCUUCUCCAUUGGCCUGUGCAUGGUGGGAGGCAUCAACGUGGCCUUCUCCUGGUCCUCCACUGUCGCCGUCUUCUCUGGGCUGUGGUUCCUCAACGGUCUGGGUCAGGGCCUCGGCUGGCCUCCCUGUGGCAGGGUGCUGCGCAAGUGGUUUGAGCCCUCUUCGUUCGGGACAUGGUGGGCCAUUCUCUCCUGCAGCAUGAAUCUGGCUGGCAGCUUGGGCCCCAUUAUUGCCACCGUGCUGACCGAGAGUUACAGCUGGAGGACGAUACUGUCUGUAUCUGGAAUGAUUUGUGUGGUGGCCUCCUUUUUUUGUCUGCUGUUCAUCAAGAAUGAACCCAAGGAUGUGGGGCUGCCCAACAUAGAGGCAGCAGCCAAGAAGAGCAAAGGAGGAUCGUCCAGUGAUGAAAGCACCCUGUCCGAGUUCCUGCUUUCACCGUACCUCUGGCUGCUUUCUGUGUCCUACCUGGUGGUGUUCGGGAUGAAGACGGCCUGCACCGACUGGGGCCAACUGUUUCUCAUUCAGGACAAGGGCCAGUCUACACUUAUGGGUAGCUCAUACAUGAGUGCUCUGGAGGUUGGAGGCCUGUUGGGAAGUCUCGCAGCAGGUUACCUCUCCGACAAGGCCGUGGCCAAACAAGGCGUGAGAAUGUAUGGCAAUCCUCGCCAUUUCAUCCUGAUCUGCAUGAUGGCUGGGAUGUCUGUGUCCAUGUACCUGUUCAGAGUCACCGUUACUCCAGACAGCUCAAAGGUGUGGAUACUCAGCUUGGGUGCUGCUUUUGGUUUCUCCUCUUAUGGACCAAUAGCGUUAUUUGGAGUUAUAGCCAAUGAGAGCGCCCCGUCCAACUACUGCGGGACGUCGCAUGCCAUCGUUGCCCUGAUGGCCAACAUUGGUGGCUUUAUGUCUGGACUACCAUUCAGCACCAUCGCAAAGCACCACGGCUGGGAAAUGGCCUUCUGGGUAGCAGAGAUCACCUGUGGCGUCACCGUUGUUGGAUUUUUCCUGCUGCGCAACGUCCGAACAAAGAUGGGUCACAUGUCCAAGAAGGCCGACUAA